ACAUGUUUCAGUUCUGCUUUGUAUCUCCCAGGUGAAGAGUCUGCAGAGGAACAAGGUUCAGAAAUAGACACAAUUCAGCUGCAGCUAAAGAUCAAAUGCAGUAGGAACCCCCGAGCCACCAAAGACUCCUCUGACCCACGAGAGCUGUAUCUGAACCACAUGGUUUACUCCAGCGACAUCACGUGGGUCCCCAUUGGGAACCAGGCGGACGUGUUUGCAGACUCUGUCAUCAGACCGGUGCACAACGACAUCCUGAUCGCUCAGCUGCGGCCCGGCCAGGAGCUGGACAUCAUCAUGCACUGCGUUAAGGGCAUCGGUCAGGACCAUGCUAAGUUCUCUCCGGUGGCCACAGCCAGUUACCGGCUGCUGCCAGAGAUCACCCUGCUGGAGCCGGUGGAGGGGGAGAAGGCCGAGCGCCUCAAACGCUGCUUCUCACGAGGAGUCAUAGACAUAAAAGAUGUGAACGGGACAAAUGUUGCAAAGGUAGUGAACAGUCGCUUGGACACAUGCAGCAGGGAAGUGAUCCGUCAUGAUGACCUGAAGAAUGUGGUGAAGCUGGCCAGACUGAGAGACCAUUUCAUCUGUAAGUCCUUCCGCUCAU
Molecule: messenger RNA, 601 nt
Organism: Notothenia coriiceps (black rockcod)
Lineage: Eukaryota; Metazoa; Chordata; Actinopteri; Perciformes; Nototheniidae
Gene: polr1c
Product: RNA polymerase I and III subunit C
Exons: 4
Biological process (GO): DNA-templated transcription
Cellular component (GO): RNA polymerase I complex; RNA polymerase III complex
Molecular function (GO): protein dimerization activity
Source: RefSeq, a predicted model, not a curated record